CAAAUAAACUCAAAUACAAAUCAUUUGCUGAAAGAUAUCAAUGCACAUAUAGCCUCGAUAUCACAUUUUGGAAAAUGGCGGCUUCCAUGAAGAUUGAAAAUUCGUCUGCAAGUGCAAAUUAGGAAAUUUUCUGCCGAAUCAAGACUUUCGGACAGUACUUGUAAAUUAACAGUAGUAAGGCAAAGUUCUCAAAUGGCAGAGAGCAUGGACCCAUUGACAUUGUAUCAAGCAGCUUCAGAAUAUUUAGAAAUAGCUGCAAUGGAAAGUCAGAAGCAAGCAAAUGUGGACAUUGGUUUAAUGCAAACAAACAUCUCUCUUGCUCAUGAUCUAAUCUGCCAAAUUCAUUCUGUAGAAACUGACCCUCUUAUCAUAGGUGCUUUGAACCAACUUUCAACAGUUCUGUUGUAUCAGCAGGAGACCUUACUUAUUAAGAUAAGACAGUUAGAUCGACAGGCUGGAAGUUCAAGUUCUAACGAUUCUAUGGAAUUAAUAGGUGUACAGAAAAAUGACCAAGGUGAUAUGCAGAAAAAGGCUCGGCGCCAAGCCAUAGAAGAAACAAUUGCACUGAAGGGACAGUUUUGUUUCAAUGAUGUGGCAGGUUUGGAGGAGGCCAAGCAGGCUUUGAGAGAAGCUAUUAUUAUGCCUGUGCAGUUUCCUCAGCUUUUUACAGGUGGGCGUAAACCUUGGCAAAGAAUCCUGCUGUAUGGUCCUCCAGGCACUGGCAAAAGUAGACUAGCACAGGCAGUGUCAUCAGAAAUCAGGUCUAACUUCUACAGUGUCUCAAGCUCGGAUCUCAUUUCAAGUUGGGUUGGAGAGAGUGAAAAGUUGAUCAAAGAACUGUUUCAGCAUGCUACAAGCCAGGAAGGAAGAUCAGUAGUGUUUAUUGAUGAAAUUGACAGCGUGUGUCGCAAGAGGAGCUCACACGAGGAAGAGCACACGCGUAGAGUGAAAACUGAACUUCUGAAGCAGAUGGAGGGAGCUGACAGCUCAGGAAGUUCUGAUAGAAUAUUCCUUCUGUGUGCAACAAACUGUCCCUGGGAGUUGGAUCCUGCUUUCCUGAGGAGAUUUCAGAAACGCAUCUACAUCCCCCUUCCUGAUGUAGAGGCCAGGCAUGCACUUAUGAGGUUGCACUGUCAAGGCAAUGAUGUGCAGCUGUCUGAUGAGGACUGGCUCCUUUUGGCACAGAAAACUGAAGGGUUUUCUGGUAGUGAUCUUGCUACUCUGGUGAAUGCAGCAUUGUUUGAGCCAGUGAGAGAUUUACAAGGCACAGACUCUUGGAUACAAACUCCUGAUGGGUUAUUUAUACCAUGUCACGGUGACAAUCCCCUUUCAAUAACAGCAAAUAUAAAUGAACUGCCACCUGAGAGGGUUCAGGUGAGGGGGGUAUGUGUGCAGGAUUUCCUCAAGUCUCUGGUGAGUAAUAGGAAAACAGUAAUGCAGGAGGAGUUAAUCAGAUUUGCACAGUUUACAAAUUCCUUUGGGCAGCAUGGAUGACUAGAUUUUGCUUCAAGAACUGGUGGUUACCAGCCCUCCCCUGUGUGUAUAUGGAAGUAAAUUUCCAUCUUUUUUUACACAGAACUAGAUUUGCAUUGACAUAUUAUGUUUGAGGGUAUAUUUAUAUAAGGUAUGUUUUUUUUUUCCUAAUAUUUGAUACUUUGAAUAUUGUUUAGACAGAUAUAAGACGACAUACUUUUUAAUUUCAUUUGAGUGGUAUUGGAUGUAGUUCCUUUACACAUAAUAGAUUUUUGGCAUUACAUUUGCACCAGUAGAUAAUCGAUGAAGGAGAUUAUCUUUUUUAAUUUGAUUAGAGUUCUAUAAAGGUUAAGUAUAUUGAAAUAAGAGUACUAGUAUCUGUAUUUAGCUUGUAUCCAUUGAUAUUAAUCUCGACAAAUGAUGAACUGUGAAUUUUGUUAC
Lingula anatina is the source of this 1914-nucleotide messenger RNA. RefSeq names its product vacuolar protein sorting-associated protein 4B-like. Gene Ontology annotation, molecular function: ATP hydrolysis activity; ATP binding. Gene Ontology annotation, biological process: endosomal transport; vacuole organization. NCBI's taxonomy places the organism in Eukaryota, Metazoa, Brachiopoda, Lingulata, Lingulida, Lingulidae. The record is from RefSeq and is a predicted model, not a curated record.